AUGGCAGAAAUUAUUCAUAGAGGGAGUUACAUGUUGACAGAAUGGCGGAAUGCACGUCAAAUUGAGGAGCUGCCGUCGUCACGACAACAAACUCAUCCUGAUAGGGUGAAAUGGCAACGACCACCCAAUAGCUUCGUAAAGUGUAAUGUUGACACUUCAUUCUCUCAGAACUACAAUAAAGUGGGUAUUGGAAUAUGUUUAAGAGAUGAAUUUGGUAUGUUUAUAGGAGCUAAAACUAUAUGGCUGCAACCGAUUAUGUCAGUUGACAUAGGAGAAGCAUCAGGAUUACUAGCCGCUAUGGAAUGGGUAAGAGAAUUGGAGUUCAAGAAAGUUAUCUUCUGUUUAGAUUCAAAAGGAGUAGUAGACUCAUUCAACUCACAUGUUCGAGAUGACACAGAGCUUGGUUCCAUCUUAGAGGUGUAG
This is a messenger RNA of Medicago truncatula (barrel medic), 423 nucleotides long. RefSeq lists its product as uncharacterized. The record is from RefSeq and is a predicted model, not a curated record. NCBI's taxonomy places the organism in Eukaryota, Viridiplantae, Streptophyta, Magnoliopsida, Fabales, Fabaceae. Gene Ontology annotation, molecular function: nucleic acid binding; RNA-DNA hybrid ribonuclease activity. The transcript has a single exon. Bases 1 to 423 code for a protein of 140 amino acids.